Calypte anna (Anna's hummingbird) is the source of this 2926-nucleotide messenger RNA. RefSeq names its product TATA-box binding protein associated factor, RNA polymerase I subunit B (gene TAF1B). NCBI's taxonomy places the organism in Eukaryota, Metazoa, Chordata, Aves, Apodiformes, Trochilidae. The coding region runs from base 130 to 1872 and encodes 580 amino acids. The transcript has 15 exons. Gene Ontology annotation, cellular component: RNA polymerase I core factor complex; RNA polymerase transcription factor SL1 complex. Gene Ontology annotation, biological process: RNA polymerase I preinitiation complex assembly; nucleolar large rRNA transcription by RNA polymerase I. The record is from RefSeq and is a predicted model, not a curated record. Gene Ontology annotation, molecular function: RNA polymerase I core promoter sequence-specific DNA binding.
AGAGGCGGCCAAGCCGGCGGUGCCCGGCCCCAAGAAGAGAGCCGGAACGCAAGUGCCAGGGCUGCCGUUUCCAGGCCGGCCGGUUGCCGGCGCGGUUGCCAUGGUGUGGGCCCCGAGGCGGCUGCCGGCAUGGACGAGGAGGCCACGAGCGACUUCAAUGAACGCUGUGCUCAGUGUUCAGAAGUGAACUGGGGUCUCACUGAUGGAGGCAGAUUUUAUUGCAGAUCUUGUCAUAAUGUUAUUGAGAGAACUAGAGAAAUUAUAAAUGCUGAUUUUGCUUCUAAUGCAAGAGUGCAAACAAUAUCCAGAGGUUUAUCGAAGGAGGAAAACAAUGAUGGAGGCUGUGAAUGGUAUGUUUGUGAAGGCUUUCAGCUUGUACUCAAGAAACAAGCUGAAGCUUUAGAAACCUUAGGAGUAUGUCCACAAAUGAAGGAUGAAAUUCUGUGCAAUUUUUGGAGACAUUAUCUUCAGAAGACCAAACAGGCAUAUUGCAAAAGACCAGUUGGAGAACCUAUCAAAGCACUGUCAGUGUGUGAUAGCAGUACUGAUGUGGACAGUGACCCAGGGAGACCUAGCCUUCUUCACUUGUUGUCUCUCUCUGAAAGUGAGGGGGAUCUACAGACUGACUGCAGCUUUGCCUCCUCAACUAGCAGGAUCUCAGAAAGCACCUCUGUGUGCUCUGGCUCAGUAGAUGGUAGCUUGUAUUUACUGAAGAAUCAAAAGGACAAAUUGAGGAUGACAAUGCCAAUGACCCUUUCAUUUUGUUACAUGGCCUUACUCUGGUUGAGAGAACCAAUGACAUUAUCCGAUCUCCUAAGGUUUGUUGUUGAAGGUCAUAUUCCAUAUUUGAAUGUUUUUCAGCUUUUUCCGGAGAAGAUGAAACUAUGUGGACUUGAUCUUAAGAUCUUUUGUGUAGAGUCAUGGCCUCUAUACGAAGAAGUAUACAGCAAAAUGCUUGAGCUUGCAGCAUUUUUAGACCUGCCUCGCUUUCCAGAUAUAACAGAGAGCUGCUUUCUUCAUCCAGACAUGUUGUGCAUGAAGUACUUGAUGGAAGCUAAUUUACCUGACGAAUUGCAUACCUGGACUUGUCGAGUGGUGAAAAAGACUUGUAUUGGAGAAGCAGAUUUCCUAACUCUUCUGCCAGGAAAUAAGUCAACAAGAAAAGUGAAAUACGAUGUUCUUGCUGUAGCAGUUAUUGUAGUAGUGCUCAAAUUGUUGUUUUUGUUAGAUGAUCACUAUGAAUGGUUGCUUUCAGAUUUUGCUGAAGAACAAAAUAAAAAUAACACAGAAGGUGGUCCAUAUUUUGAGUUCAAAAAGUGGUACGAAGUUAUAAAAUGUUCCUUGGAUGUGAAGCAAAAGAAAUUGGAUGAAGAAAGAGCCAAGUAUCUGUGGAGAUGUGAAAUGCCACUGUUUUAUUCAGCCAAGAAUAAAUCUAGAAUUUUCAAGAGAAGACAAAUGGUUGUCAACUUACAAAAUCAGUUUGGCAAGCUGUCUGGUUCAGUGCAGCCUGCUGAAAAGCCAAGUCCUUCAUGUUUUCAGUUAACCUGGUCUGAAGAAAACACAGAUGGAAGUUGUUUUCACAGGCAUAGCCUGAAGGGAAUUUUACAAGAAAAAUGUGGUUUACUUAAAGCCAUGAACCCUGACUAUUGGCUGUGUACAGUUAAACUAUGUACUGAGAAAUCGUGUGGUCAUUUGGCUCACUACAAAGAAGUGGACUUUCCCCAGAGUUAUCAUUUUGUACUAAGGUUAUUCUCCUUCCUUCUGAGGAUACAGCCCUCUUAUAUCCAUGAUGAGGUGUGUGCUAUAGAACACAAACUUUUUAAUAAAAAACUCAGUAAAACGCCAAAAUAUAAUACAGUCAUAAGGAAGUAAAAAGCCCUGAAAAUAACAGUAUUAAAACCAUAUAAAUUUGUUGUUUGGAUCCCACACUGUGGUUUUGCAUCUUAACUUCCACUGAUCCUUUUCCCUGUGUGGAAAUUUUCUGUAAGAGAGUAGUGCUGAGAUCUGCUAUACUUUAGGUGUAGUACCAUUUUAUCUAUAAUUAAGGUCACCCAUUUCCAUCUGGGAAGUUUAUCAGGGAAACUAUUUAUCACAAUUUAUUUCCUCACUUAGCAUCAGAGAGAACAGGGAGCUAUGAAAUUACCUUUUUGGGAGCAUAAUUGUACAUACCUGGACAGCACACUAGCAUCUAAUUACAUUAUGAGAAUUUGCAAUUAAAAAUAUUAUCUGUUUUUUUACCUACUGUUGUAUGACUGCAAAUGUAUUUCUAGAAAGUAAUGUUUGUUUUGAAAUAAUGUGUUAAAAAUUAAAAGGAACAGCUCGUGUUUUCACUGCAGUGAGUUUUUUAGUCAUUGUCUAGAAACAGGCUGUUCUGGAGCAACUCUGGCACUGUUUUCUACAAUUCUUUGCAUCAUAUAUAUCUCCCAGCCUCUUGUUAUGCCUGAGCAUCCCAUUCAGGUUAACACCUUUCACAUCCAUGUUCCACUCCACGCUUCACAGAUUUUGCAGCUGCUUUUAUUCCUGGAAUUACCAAUCCCUCUUUGUGCAACAGUAACUGCCAGGUCCUCCUGUCAUUCUCUGGCAGGGCUGCCAUCAUUUGGAUUCCUUCUGACUGCUUUAUAACACAGUAUCUUCAGCAGCCUGCAUCUCAGCCAUUCUGCCAGUUUCUCCAUAUCUUACUUAUGCAUUGUAUUUUUAAACUGUCCCAGACAAUGUAUAAAUGAAGUUGGGUGCUGCCACUACAUUACAGACACUGUACCAUAUAUAUAUGUUGAACAGAGUUGUUGAGUAGAUACUUAGAUGAAUAAUGCUGCUUUCAGUUGAAUUAAAUAGAAUUCAGAAACUCCGGCCAUCAGUAGGGGGUAUAGAAUUUGCCAAAUCUAUUUUGUCAAAACCAAAAUCAACAGCUGUCUCUAAUCUUGUUCUA